Molecule: messenger RNA, 2112 nt
Organism: Metschnikowia bicuspidata var. bicuspidata NRRL YB-4993
Lineage: Eukaryota; Fungi; Ascomycota; Pichiomycetes; Serinales; Metschnikowiaceae
Product: putative lipase
Exons: 3
Coding region: 1-2112 (703 amino acids)
Molecular function (GO): monoacylglycerol lipase activity
Source: RefSeq, a predicted model, not a curated record
AUGGUGGCACCACUAAUACACAAAUCUCUCCACAGCGUCGGAAUUGGUCAGACCACUCGCCUUGAAAUCGAGUAUUCACCCUGCUGCUCUGCAGAAGAAUAUCUCUCUCUGCCCCCACCAAGCUUGUGGCUCCGGGUGAGAAAUACGGAACCCUUGGCGUUGCGUGCUGCGUAUGUGGCAGGUCCAUACUCGUUGUAUGUGGACUGCCGCCCUGAAAGCUACUCAGUUUCCAAAAAAACCUUUGUCACUGCUGACCAGCCUGUUUUUGAGCCCCAGCUACAUCCGGGUCAAACUUUCUGCACAGAGCUAUCAUGCCACACGUACAACUCUAAGUACAAGUGGUUGGUUGAUGUCAGCUCGCAGAUGCUCUUUAGCCUCACACAAACAGUCAAUUUUGAGGUGUGUGUGUCCAGUGGGCGUGAGAUCGACGAAACCAUUGCUGUCAAGUCUGACCCCCGAUUGCUUGUGGGAGUGCAUGACACUCUAGACUUGUGGAAUUUGCCCCUACCGGACCCGGCGAAACCGACGCAUUUGGUGAUUCUCACGCACGGGCUCCACUCCAAUGUUUCUGCAGACAUGUUGUUCUUGAAGGAAAUGAUCGAUGCAUCCUCUGAGAACGUCGUGGUGAAAGGCUAUUUUGGGAAUGCUUGCAAGACCGAACGAGGAAUCAAGUAUCUUGGAAGCCGCGUGGCUGAGUAUGUGAUUGGACUCCUCAAAAACGAAAGCCUUCAAAAUACUACGAAGAUCUCAUUCGUGGGACACUCAUUGGGUGGGCUUGUGCAGACCUUUGCCAUUGCGUAUCUCGAAACCAACUAUCCUUGGUUCUUCCAGCAGCUCCAGCCGGUGAAUUUUAUCACCUUGGCUUCACCCAUGCUUGGGGUCGUCCACGAGAACCCGGCGUAUGUGAAAAUAGCCCUUCAGGCAGGUGUUGCAGGUCGCACAGGCCAUGACUUGGGCCUUCAGUUCACUGAGCAAGACAACAAACCUCUUUUGCUUCUACUACCGUCGGGGCCCACCCACAGAAUCCUAAAAAGAUUUGUCCGCCGAACUGCUUACGCCAAUGUAUUCAACGACGGGAUCGUACCAUUGCGCACAUCUGCUUUGCUUUACUUGGACUACAAAGGGUUGUCGACUAUUCUCGGUACUGCAAAGCCCGAGUUGUUGUCGUCAGCAAAGAUUCCUCGUGACUUGCCCGAUGCGUCUAAGGACUCGUCAACUCUGCCUUUUCUGGCUAUGCUUUCUUAUUUCAUGCCGCAAAAACAGAGAUCAAUUGGACGUAGUGAGGAACAAAGUGCAACCACGGAAGAACAUGCCUUAGGGGACCCAUUGGGUAAAAUACAUAAGCCUUCUGUGUUGGAGAGCGCCACGUCAAUUUUUCUCCCACCACUACCUCCCAUGAAAUAUAUCACAGACCCGGAGUCGAGACAAAAUGUCAUUUUGCAUGACCGAGUUUACACAGAAAAAGAUCUCCCUCCACUUCCCGGGAAGUUGAAAAGAACAAUUAAACGUCGGACAAGCGAAGGGGAAAAGGUUGGUAUGAUGCAAAAAAUUUCCACUAAGAGUGAAGAGAUCAAGCAGCUCUUGCUCGGUUCAAUGACUGAGCAUUACGAGGAAGAAAUCGCAAGAGAGUACCAUAAGCAAAUGCUGUGGCGAAAAGUUCUAGUGAAUCUCAUGCCAGAUGCACAUAACAAUAUUGUGGUCCGGCGCAGAUUUGCUAACGCAUUCGGAUGGCCCGUUGUCGAACAUUUAGUGUCAAAUCAUUUCGGAGUUGAGGAGAUAGACGGGCUGGAUAUCACCAAUGAAGACAGUUUUGAUCUAGGUGCAGAUGGGGCAGAGCUCACUAAAAUACUCUCGAUGGACGUUAUCAAAAGGGAAAAUGAGGAGCUCGACAGAAAUUCAGUUUUGGAUAAAGAGCAUUCGUGGAUCAAGAUCACAGAACAUAGCGAGGCCUUUGAUGGCCCCGCAGGGGUUUUUCAAGGGUUUAGUGAACGCAUGCUCCAGUUAAAACAGGAAUGGCAAACCAAUGGGUUGAAGGUAUUUGGGGGAAAGACUGAUGAAAAUGACGUGGAACCGGUGAAUUCCAAAUACCGCGUAAUGGACACGUUUUUAUAG